AUGGCGCCCGAUAGGGGAAACGCCCCAGCUUCUCCCAGCAGACCCGACUACCAAUCCAUCACCCGUACCUCCCGUUCCUCCUCCUCCACCUCCUCCGCAUCCAUCAAUGAAGCUCCACACUCCUCCCCAGAAGCCCGGCGUCGCAGCGAUGCGCGCCGCUUCAUCGCCAACCGUGCCGGUGAAGGGCAGAACUUUACCCUCCGAGGGAUCCUCGUGGGACUCGGCGUCGGGCUCAUAAUAUGCUUCUCCAACAUGUACUUUGGGCUGCAGACGGGCUGGAUAUCUAGCAUGAGCAUGCCAGCCUCCCUGAUCGGUUUCGCCUUCUUCAAGACCCUCGCAAAGCAUAUCGAAUUACCUUUUACGCCGGUGGAGAACGUACUAGUACAAACGGUUGCUGGGAGUAUGGGGACGAUGCCAUUGGGGUGCGGGUUCGUGGGCGUGAUGCCUGCAUUGAAUUAUAUGCUGAAGAGAGAGGAGCAGGGGCCUAUCUUCUUGGGGAUGUGGAAGCUAAUGCUUUGGGCAUUGGGCUUGUGCUUUUUCGGCGUUGUGUUUGCCGUCCCGCUGCGGAGACAGGUUAUCAUCAGGGAGAAGCUGAAGUUUCCUUCCGGAACGGCGACUGCGCUGAUGAUUGGCGUGUUGCAUGGGAAGGAAGCUACAGCUGAAGGCCCGACCGAUUCUAGUGCUGUGAGGGAUAUCACAGCGCCGGAUUUACCACCACCGCAGUAUGAGGAGAACCCAGGAGACAGGGCUUUUGAGGAGCUGGACAAAGGCCAUCACAGCACUUGGAGAUCCAAAGUUCAGCUGCUGGUUAUCUCGUUUGGUAUAUCAGGGCUAUAUACGCUUGGGACCUAUUUCUUUCCCAUACUUAGGAAUCUACCUAUUUUUGGAUUCACACUUGCUGAGUCUUGGCUCUGGACUCUCAAUCCUUCUUUGGCGUACGUGGGACAGGGAAUAAUAAUGGGGCCAGCGACUACUAUACAUAUGCUCAUCGGAGCCAUCGUUGGGUGGGGUAUUCUAUCCCCUCUUGCAAAGAGCAAGGGCUGGGCCCCAGGACCUGUUAAAGAUUGGGAUAAAGGGAGUAAAGGAUGGAUAGUAUGGAUCUCCUUAGCCAUCAUGCUGGCUGAUUCGGUGGUCAGUCUUGGAUAUAUCGGGCUCCAGCCUCUUGUGAGGUAUGGUCCGAGAUAUAUAAGGCAAGCUCGCCGGAAGAUCACUAAGGGCGGCUGGCGGGGUCUCCUUCAAAUAGGAGCUGUCAAAUCCAAGCGGGGGUAUGCUCCACUGACGGGGCGAGAAGAAGUACCUACACCUUUAGCAGAAACAGGUUCUCGCACUCCAGAAGCAGCCUCACUAUCGGAGGAGGAUAUCAAUAACCUCCCAGAGCCGGACGCACCCCCUGAGCACCUAGUCAACACGAGUACCGUAUGGAUCGGUCUCGUUCUCUCCAUAGUCUUCUGCGUGUUCACAAUCCGCGUCUGCUUCGGGGAGCUCGUGCCCAUCUACGCAACCGUAGUCGCCGUCUUCAUGGCCCUCAUCCUAUCCGUAAUGGGCGUGCGGGCCCUAGGAGAAACCGAUCUCAACCCGGUGUCUGGAAUCAGCAAACUAGCCCAACUCUUCUUCGCGCUCAUCAUCCCUCAAUCCAACAAGAACUCCGUGCUCAUCAACCUCAUUGCAGGCGCUGUAUCGGAAGCAGGCGCCUUGCAAGCUGGCGACUUGAUGCAGGAUCUGAAAACCGGACAUUUGCUAGGGGCGGCUCCCAAUGCGCAGUUCUGGGGCCAGAUGAUAGGGAGUACUGUGGGUGCUGUUGCUAGCGCGCUUAUUUAUAGACUUUAUACGAGUGUUUAUGAGGUUCCUGGGAGUCUAUUUGAGGUUCCUACGGGCUAUGUAUGGAUCUUUACUGCGAGGUUGGUAACGGGGAAGGGGUUGCCGGAUAUGGCAUGGCAGUGGUCCUUGGGCGCCGCCGUUAUAUUUACCGUUACGACGAUUGUGAGGAUUGUGGGUACGGGAAAGAGUUGGCAUUCUUUUGUUCCAGGGGGGAUUGCUGUUGCUGUUGGCAUGUACAAUGUCCCCUCGUUCACCCUCGCGCGAGCCAUCGGGGGGUUAACCUAUUGGUACUGGCGGUCCUAUAGAAAGCGCGCAGAGGCACCCAUUGUGAUUUUAGCAAGCGGUUUGAUUUUAGGAGAAGGUGUCUUUAGCAUUUUGAAUUUGCUGCUUGCUAGUGCUAAUGUACCUCAUAUGUAG
This is a messenger RNA of Venustampulla echinocandica, 2235 nucleotides long. RefSeq lists its product as uncharacterized. The transcript has 2 exons. NCBI's taxonomy places the organism in Eukaryota, Fungi, Ascomycota, Leotiomycetes, Helotiales, Pleuroascaceae. The record is from RefSeq and is a predicted model, not a curated record. Gene Ontology annotation, molecular function: oligopeptide transmembrane transporter activity. Gene Ontology annotation, cellular component: fungal-type vacuole membrane. The coding region runs from base 1 to 2235 and encodes 744 amino acids.